AUGGCUGAACAGAUUGCGAAGAACGCCCGUGAUGCGUUCACUGUGCUCAAGACACUGUCUAACGAGGAGAGAAAUGAAGCCCUGAAAGCCGUCCACGAUGCCCUUGCACAGACCAAGCAGGAGAUCCUCACAGCCAACAAGGAGGACAUGGCCAACGCUACAAAGGCCAACCUGUCUUCCAGUCUGGUGAAGAGACUGGACUUGUCCAAAGGAGACAAGUUUGACGUCAUGCUUCAAGGUGUGCUGGACGUUGCCUCUCUGGAGGACCCUGUGGGGAAAGUCACCCUGGCGAGACAGCUCGAUGAAGGCUUGGACCUGUAUAGGGUCAGUGCGCCAGUGGGAGUGCUGUUGAUCAUCUUCGAGUCCCGUCCUGAGGUGAUUGCCAACAUCACUGCGCUGGCCAUCAAGUCAGGAAACAGUGCCAUCCUGAAAGGUGGCAAGGAAUCGUUGCACACGUUCACUGCCAUGGCCAACGUUGUGAACGAGGCCUUGAGCCAUACAAAGGUCCCACGCAAUGCCAUCCAGCUGAUCGAAUCAAGGGAAGAUGUGGCCCAGCUGCUGGACCAGGACCAGUACAUUGAUCUGGUCAUUCCAAGAGGCUCCAACCAGCUCGUGAGAAACAUCAAGAGCAAUACAAAGAUCCCAGUGCUGGGCCAUGCGGAUGGUAUCUGUUCCAUCUACGUCGACAAGGACGCAGACCUCCAGAUGGCUGCUAAGGUCGUCUUGGAUGCAAAGACGAACUACCCUGCUGGCUGCAAUGCUGUGGAGCAGCUGCUGAUCCACAGAUCGUUGGCUAGCAAGACUCUGGAGGUUGUCCAGUUGCUGCUGGAGAGUAACGUCACGCUCCAUGUCACGCAGCAAGUUGCAAGCCACUUGCCAGAGUCCGAGCUCAUAGUGCCAGCAGUGGAUGGUGACUUCGACAAGGAGUUCUUGUCCUUUGACAUUGCCGUGGACUUCACUGACGACGUUGAUUCUGCCAUAAAGCACAUCAACGAGCAUUCAUCUGGUCACACUGAGUCUAUCAUCACCGAGAACAGGGAGACUGCUGAGAAGUUCCUGAAAGCCAUAGACUCGUCUGGUGUGUACUGGAAUGCCUCAACGAGAUUUGCAGAUGGCUUUAGAUAUGGGUUCGGUACCGAAGUUGGUAUCUCCACCAAUAAGAUCCACGCUAGAGGCCCAGUGGGCCUGGAAGGCUUGGUGAUCUAUCAAUACCAGAUCAGAGGCCAUGGACAAGUGGUUGGCGAUUACUUGGGAGGUGGUGGAUCACGUGAAUUCAUCCACAAGGACAUCGACAUCAGAGGUGUCACUCUAUAA
Molecule: messenger RNA, 1314 nt
Organism: Williopsis jadinii
Lineage: Eukaryota; Fungi; Ascomycota; Saccharomycetes; Phaffomycetales; Wickerhamomycetaceae
Gene: PRO2
Product: glutamate-5-semialdehyde dehydrogenase
Exons: 1
Coding region: 1-1314 (437 amino acids)
Molecular function (GO): NADP binding; glutamate-5-semialdehyde dehydrogenase (NADP+) activity
Source: RefSeq, a predicted model, not a curated record